Pseudogymnoascus verrucosus is the source of this 325-nucleotide messenger RNA. RefSeq lists its product as uncharacterized. Bases 137 to 325 code for a protein of 62 amino acids. Gene Ontology annotation, cellular component: cytosolic small ribosomal subunit; ribosome. Lineage: Eukaryota; Fungi; Ascomycota; Leotiomycetes; Thelebolales; Thelebolaceae. Gene Ontology annotation, biological process: translation. The transcript has 3 exons. Gene Ontology annotation, molecular function: structural constituent of ribosome. The record is from RefSeq and is a predicted model, not a curated record.
ACCCUAUCAACCGAACCAAGAAGGAGCGUUAAGCGAGAGGCGUGCAGAGAGAGUCACUGGAACCUCGACGACGACAACUUUCCAUCGCAACGCCAUCAACAGUCGAUCUCAUCCACGAAAUCGAUAAACCGCCAUCAUGGGAAAAGUCCACGGAUCCCUCGCACGUGCCGGAAAGGUCAAGUCUCAGACACCAAAGGUCGAGCCGCAAGAGAAGAAGAAGACCCCUAAGGGCCGUGCCAAGAAGCGCAUUCAGUACACCCGCCGUUUCGUCAACGUCACCCUCACCGGAGGAAAGAGGAAGAUGAACCCCAACCCAACUGCCUAA